Closterium sp. NIES-65 is the source of this 636-nucleotide messenger RNA. The record is from the annotation of a GenBank genome assembly. NCBI's taxonomy places the organism in Eukaryota, Viridiplantae, Streptophyta, Zygnematophyceae, Desmidiales, Closteriaceae.
AUGUGCGCGUUCACUUUGGCCAGCUUAAGACGGCUGAGGAACGCUGUAGUCUCUCGCUACUCCUCCCCCUCUACUGCUGCCCUUGGCCGUCUCAUGCUGCCAUAUCUCUUUCCUGAGCUCUCAGGCUUCCACACUAUUCUCACGCUUGCCUCGCUGGAGAAGUACCUUCUCGAGGGUGAGACCACUACUGCCGCUAUCGUUGUCUCUUGUAGCACUCCCCGCUCCCCCUUCUUUGAAGGGUGUGCUCCUUCCCCUCUCAUACCCUUAGUUGCCUCUGCUGCUGUUGUCGACUUCCUUGGUGCUGAGAAGGUCGGCGCUUCGUCUGCUCCUACUGGGAAGCACCGCAGCGACAAGGGCAAGGGGGAUAAGGGUGGUGGGAGUGGCGCUGGUGGGGGUGGUAGCGGGGAUGGUAGCAGGGGUGGUGGUGGUGUUGGAGGCGGGGGUGGAGGCGGUGGUGGUGGCGGUGGAGGUGGCAGGGGUGGCGGAGGAGGUGGGGUGGGUGGAGGGGGCUCGGGUGGCGGUCGAGGUGGAGCUGGCAUGUGUGGAGGCUACGGGAGUUCAGCUCUCGGCGGCAGAGGCUCUGGCGGUGGACAUCAGCAGCUGCCACGCCUCCCAGACACACUGCCACCUCAGUAG